AUGCUUCCCCAGCAGUCUCGUCCGAGCCACCGUGACGUCGGAGCUCACCACUGCAGUUCCAUUCAGCUCCCUGCGACUUUGGCUCGCCCACACUACUCAGAAGUCUCUGCGAGCGCUAUCGAGGCAGUGUCUCCCGAGCUCGCUGAUGUUCCUCCCGAGUACAUCCGAAGGAACCUUCGCUCCGAAGCACCACAAAUGCUAGCAGGAAUAUCUGCUUUGGCGCCCUCCCAUCUUCCCACCAUUCUCCCGAAAAGCCAUCUUCCGGGCAUGUUAUCCGUCCCUGUCCGUUCCUCGUCACCAUCAUCGCGCGUAUUCCCUACCCAUGUGCUGGCCGUCUCUUCUACCAAGACCCCCACGGAGCAGUGCAUGGUAUUCCCGGUACACGCUCUCGUCCUCGCGUCCCACUGCGCACAUCUCCCCGCGAUCCCGCCUGCUCAACUGCAAGGUGGUAGUCAGACGCUAGUCAAGCUCCCCGUUCUUCCCUUUGCCCUUCCCUCGCCGCCGGCAUUCGGCAUCAUCCACAACUUCAUGUACACCCACCGCCUCGAGCCUGUCUUCAGGUCGCUCCUACCUGUCCCAGCGGGAUUCUUCCAAUCCAUCACUCACGAGACGGUCCUCACUACUCUCAAUUCCAAGGAGACAUGUAUGCAGCUGUCCGCCUACCUUUGUUCUCAGGAACAAGGAGACCUGCAGAAGCUCACGACACAUGCUGUGCAUGUCAAGGAGCUCUGGCAGGAUAUGGUCGCUCUGGGUAUUUACAGCCCGGAUUUAUGGGACGCUGUUGACCUCGCUUGGAGAAUUAUCAUUGGCGCGCUUUCCAUCGCCGCUAGGAACGCGAAUUAA
Desarmillaria tabescens is the source of this 843-nucleotide messenger RNA. RefSeq lists its product as uncharacterized. The record is from RefSeq and is a predicted model, not a curated record. The transcript is spliced from 2 exons. Lineage: Eukaryota; Fungi; Basidiomycota; Agaricomycetes; Agaricales; Physalacriaceae. The coding region runs from base 1 to 843 and encodes 280 amino acids.